AGUCGCUGACUACAAGGGUCCCGGGAGCUACGAAAUCAACCGCCGCCGCAGAGAGGAUGCAGGUCUUCACGAAGCGGACAGCACUGCGCGCGGAUCUCGCACCGAUCGUGCUGCUCGAGCAGAGGUGGAGUACGAGCCGAUGGUGAAAAUCGAACAGAACGAUGGCCACGGAAAUCGCACUGCAGGUGAGCACCCCUCCUCCUCCUCCUCCCCAACCCAACACCACCCGAGUACCGCAGACCAUCUGAUCGCAGCAGUAGAAGCAGCACCCGAAUCCAGCUCCAGGAAAGCAAGCCGUGCCAGUGCCAGAACAUACGAGUACCAGCCCGUCGAAACGAGUACGCAGACUCUAGGCCUCGACAAGCGUCCGGAAGAUCAGCCUCAUCUGAUCAUCGACGAAGUGGGAGGCCGUCGUACUACGCGGAGGAGUGUUGCUGCUCCUGGCGCGUAUACGGCUGCUAGUAGGAUUGCUGCCACUCCGGCUCCGCCUGCAGUUCCGGCGGCAGCUCUCAGCCGUGCACAAACAGUCGCACCCAGCUCCAAACCCCGUCAACAACGUCAAGCAUCAGCAGCGCCGACUCCAGCUCCUGCUCGUCCAUCUUCAUCAGCGCCUACAUCGGAUUCCAAUGUGCGCCAACAACGAGCAGCAACAGCAGUACCAUCGCCUGCCCCUGGCUCUAACAAUGCAACUCUCAAGAACACCAAGCGCAAAUUCUCUCCCGGCAAGGUCCCAGAGACGAUUGACGAAGAGCACUCGGAAGCUGAUUCGCAGGAUCUGGAUCUGGGGCCUCGGAAGCGGGCUAGGCAGGGAAGUGUGGGUAGGGGGAUGGUUGAGGAGUUGAAGAAGAAGGUCAGCGAAGAGGAGGCGGCGGGUGUGGAACAGGGUGAGGUUGUGGAGGAGGAGAUUGAGCAGCAGCAGCAGCAGCAGGAUGAGAUGGAGGAAGAAGAGAUGGAUGAGCAACUGCUGCUGCAGAUGGGAGAGGAGGAGAUGGAGCAGCUGCAGCAGGAGAUGAAGGGAAAAGAGGUCGAUCAGCAGCUGCUGCAGCAGAUGGGGGAGGAGGAAAUUGACGACGACGAAGAGGAAUACGACAGCGACACCAUCGAGGUGAAGCCACGCGUGAAAGGCACGGAGCCCGCCAAGAAAGCAAAGGGUGAUGGGAAAGGGAAGCAUAGCUCCUCGCAGAUGAGUCAAGCUCAGCGAGCCGUGGAUGAGGUACCGAGGAGGAAGUGAAGGAAUCUCAGAGGCGGUAUGAGCGAUAGUUCUGAACAACGACACCGAGGAGGAUAGGAAGACGGGCGAUGGGAGAGUUACUUUUGCUUUUCAGCAUGAUUUCAUGGAUUUUCGUUGCUUUUGAGUACUUACUUUGACGUAUUAUGGGAAAGGCUUUUUGUUGCGUUCAC
This is a messenger RNA of Neohortaea acidophila, 1401 nucleotides long. RefSeq lists its product as uncharacterized. The record is from RefSeq and is a predicted model, not a curated record. The transcript has 2 exons. Bases 140 to 1231 code for a protein of 363 amino acids. Lineage: Eukaryota; Fungi; Ascomycota; Dothideomycetes; Mycosphaerellales; Teratosphaeriaceae.